AUGUCUUCAAUUUUAUUGCCUCACGAACAAAGAAUUCAUGGACCAUGGGUUAAAUUGCAAUCUGAACCAAAACUAUUCAACGCGUUAAUGUAUGAUUUGGGUGUAAGAGGUGCCCAGGCCACAGAGGUUUUUGUACUUGAUGAUAUAGACAAUUUUCAUGAAUUAGGCGAGAUAUAUGGUUUUGUGUACCUUUUCAGGAUGAUGGGAGAUGUUAAAAGCUUAUAUAAAUCUGAGGAAUAUACCCCUGUCGACAACCCAAAGAACGUUUAUUUCGCAAAUCAGGUCGUUGACAAUGCCUGUGCAACAUUGGCGGUGUUAAAUAUAGCUUUAAAUAGCCCACAAUUGGAAAUUGGUGACGAUUUGAAAGAAUUCAAAGAAUUCACAAAGGAUUUCCCACCUCCCGUAAAAGGUUUUACCAUCACGAAUCAUCCAUCGUUCCGCUUAAUUCAUAAUUCAAUGUCGAGACACCCUGAAGAGGCCUUAGUUGUAGAAGAAGCUAGUGGAAAACCUAGUGCUACAGUAGACGAAUCUGUUGAAGUGUAUCAUUAUAUUGCUUAUGUUCCCGUUGAUGGUGAAGUUUGGCAAUUGGAUGGACUAUAUCCGCACCCCGUUAGUGUCGGGAAAUAUUCCGACAAACAGAGAUGGUAUGAUGCGGCGCGAGAUGCAAUGCGAGCACGUACACAGGGAUUUUAUGCAGAACAAAUCAAUUUUGUUCUAUUAGCAAUAACAAAAGAUCCAAUAUUUAUAAAGAAAAUGAGAACCAAGGAAUGCAUUUAUCUCAAAAGGGUCGUUGAAUCCGUAUUGGAUGAAUUAAAUGGCGAGUGGAGAGCUGUUCUUCUUAAUGAACCAAAGUUUGUCGAAGACUUAACUGAAGAUGAAGAAAUGGAAGUUGCUAAGCGGGAUAAUGUUACCAAAGAAAUUGAGGUUCUCAACUCCAAUAGAGGUGAUGCCAAUAAGCUCAUACAAUUACGAACAAACUGGGUUGAUGAGAUUCGUGUUUUACAAAAAGCUAUUAAACGUGAAAAUAAAUUGAAGCAGAUUGAAAAGGAGCGGCAAACAUUUGAUUACGGACCUUUCAUUCGAGAGUAUCUUUCUGUAUUACACGAACGUGGUGAAUUAAAAGAAUUGUUAAAGAAAGCUGAUGAUGAAGAUUGUGAUAUAGUUUUUUAA
Funneliformis mosseae is the source of this 1170-nucleotide messenger RNA. The record is from the annotation of a GenBank genome assembly. Lineage: Eukaryota; Fungi; Glomeromycota; Glomeromycetes; Glomerales; Glomeraceae.